AUGGACCUUCGCCUGACGCAGACGCAACCCUUACAGCCCGUCAGGCUCCUCGAGCUGCCGCCCGAACUGCUAGACCAGCUCGAAUCAGACCAUCCGCCGCAGCUGUAUCUAAAGUCAUCUGCGCCCGCCGCCUCCUCUUCUUCCUCUACCACCACGACCACUUCGACCAGCACUUCGACUUCGGCUACAAGUACAGCUACAAGUGCGUCUUCUGCAGCUUCACGGCCUGGAGCAGACUUUGUCAACCUGUGCACGCCGGACAAGACGUUCUCGCUACGACAGGUCAACUCCUCCAACUCCGUCUUCCUGAUCAAGCCUCGCGGGGCCGCAGACAGAGCUACAGCCACAGCUCCAGCUACAGACACAGACACAGACACAGCAGCAUCUACAGCAUCUACAGUCACAGCCAUCGCACAGUGCAAGUCUACGCUCGAAGUCCAGGCCAUGGCCUCCUCUGACACCGCCGUCGCGCCCCUGCUGGCCGUCCUCGCCAUCUACGACGAAAGCGACAUCCUCAUCGACGACCGCACAGAGGAAGACGACCACCCGCUCUCCCCCUCCGAGAUCGUCCGCGAGCGCUCAAAGGUCUUCGCAGAUAUACCCUUCUCCCUCGCCGAGUGCGAGCGCGCCUGGAAACACAUCUGCGCAUUCGUGCACAAGAGCAAGGAAUCGGGAGUCAUCGCCUGCCACCGUCCAUCCGCCAGAGCGAAGCUCAUGGCCUGGGAGAAGAUUGUCGAGGGGGCAACGCUGCAUGGCAUCGAUCUCGGCAAGCAGUUCCUUGUCGAAGACCUAUGGAGUGCAGUCAUAGAGGAAGCUCAACACACCGUCAUUGACGAGUAUCCGUUUCCUCGCUCCCUCUUUGACGCCAUUGUGCGCAGGCUCGUCGACAAUUCUCCCAUUGAUGGAGACCUCAAGUGGGCGAAUCUGGAUCUACGUAUAACUGCCCAAUGGACUGCGGAGCUCCUCCUGGAGGCGUCUAACGGCUCCCCCAAGUCUGUUCUCAACGUCGACACGUUCUCCAGCGACUGGAAAGAUCUCCUGCCAGAGCAAUGGAGACCAUAUGCAUCUAUCGACAAUCUGGACAAAUCCUGCUAUCGCCAGCCAGAGGCGACGACCAUCUGUUUCCGGCCAAAUCAUGGUUAUUAA
Molecule: messenger RNA, 1146 nt
Organism: Nannizzia gypsea CBS 118893
Lineage: Eukaryota; Fungi; Ascomycota; Eurotiomycetes; Onygenales; Arthrodermataceae
Exons: 4
Coding region: 1-1146 (381 amino acids)
Biological process (GO): mitotic sister chromatid cohesion; maintenance of mitotic sister chromatid cohesion
Cellular component (GO): chromatin; Ctf18 RFC-like complex; nucleus
Source: RefSeq, a predicted model, not a curated record